Molecule: messenger RNA, 669 nt
Organism: Mesorhabditis belari
Lineage: Eukaryota; Metazoa; Nematoda; Chromadorea; Rhabditida; Rhabditidae
Source: the annotation of a GenBank genome assembly
AUGCGUCUUUCGAUUUGUCGUUAUUCUGCCGAAGUCGUUGCUUCGUCUUCAACUAUUGUGCCCACGCAUCGGCGAGCGGUUAGAGAGCUGCGCGUUGUCAAGAAUUUGUACGCUAAGGGUGAUGUUGCUUCGUUGAAAACAAUGCAUACGAUAAUGAAACAGCAAAAAGAUGCUGAUGAGUUAGCAAGUCGAGCCGCCGCUUACACUGUUGCACUAGGAUUGAAACUGAAUCGUUUAAAAGAGGCUGAGAAAUUUCUACCCAAAACCAAAUAUUGUCCAACAGUGAUCCGUCGAAGUUUACAGAUAAUGUUUGAAAUAAAGCAAGGACGCGUUGAUUAUGCCAUCGAUUUGCUUGAAGACGUGCUAAACGAAGAAGAGGAGGUCUACAUGAGUGAAAAUCAAUGUAUUUCAGAGCAAGCGCUCGAUGCUUUGUAUCAAGCCAUCAAUUCGAAAGAAAAUACAGCGGAUCAGAUGAAAAGAUUUCGGAAUUUACAACGUAUCCUCACCGCUUGCAAUCGGAGAACCAAUCGCUCAAUAGAUGAAUUGUUAGAGUCACAAAUUGAGGUACCAAUGAUAUUCAAAGAGCCGCACCGAGAAAUUCCGCUCAGCAACAAAAUACUUGAACAAAUUCCUCAUUUCCUCUCCGCGGAAGACCGCGAAGUUAAAUCA